AUGGCACCAGACCCCAAAGGCCAUCCUGACCCUCUCCGUGGCCUCCCCCCAAAUGCAUCUGGUCUCGCACAUGCUCUCCGCCAGGUGGGCCAGACAAACGUGCACGACCUCCGCAAUACUAUUCAAACAGUAGAUCCGCUGUCAUCGGUAGGUCCUGCUGUCCAGCGCCACUCGUCAAUGCGGACACCAGGGCUCUACUCUGUGAAUCCUCCCCCUGCACCACUGGAGGCGUCAACCUCUGGACGCGCACUGCCCGAGGCCCAGGCAUCAACCUCUGGACGUGCUCCCUCGCCUGAACCAGAGGUGUCCGUCCGCCCUCUCUUCCGCCCGGCAGCAAUGUUCCCCGCCCUUUCCAAAGACCCCAAGCAGACAAAACUUGCCAGCCGUCUCAAACAUGCUAAACAGGCCGACCCUGAACAUUUCGCACUCGUGCAAGCUCAAAUCUACGAGCAAUGCCAGCGCAUCCUUGACCGGUCCAAUCCCUUCACCCGGAAGCACCGAGAAGAGAUCCUUGCGAGUUGGAAUAAUAUCGUUGGCGAGGCUCACCCCGGCCGCUCAGACAAGGAGCUCUGGACGACCGAAAUCGUUGAGAAAUGGGCACGCCCAUAUCUUCGCACACGGGUGCAAUUCACUCCAGGUCAAGGAGGGGCAGCGCAUGUGCGCGCGGUGACACUCCGCAACUGGACGACAACUCUCGUCAACUGUAUCCUCAAGUAUACCCAUGAUCCCAAGACGUCCGAAAGCACAGGCCUCUAUGUACUCGUCCACCAGGGCUUGUUUCAGGCACUCGAGGAUGAGGUCAGCCAGUUGGUGGAGGACUACAAGCUCAAUCGGUAUCAAAAAAAAAAGCUCUAUUACGGCCGCGCAGAGACCCAGCUCCUCAUCGAAGCCGCUAUGGAUGAAGCCUCGGGAAGGAGCAGGAUCGUUGGCAUGCAGCACGUCUGCUGCAUGCUCUCAGGCUUUUUCUUUGCAGUGCGCCCCGGAAGCAUAGGAGUGUCCUGCCAGGAGUACGCGAAUCGCGAGUUUUUUGCAAAGACGGGCGAUGUUGAGAUCAUCAAGAUCGGGCCCUUCAAGUUUGAGGUUCGCAUUACCAUUGGCAAUUUCAAGGGUCAUAACGAUGUAACAGCAAAACAGCACACCUUUAUCAUCACAGGUGUCUUCAAGUCGCACAAUGCCCUUUUCGAUGCCACGCUCUGGUGGGUGUUGUACCUCAUGGAGAGAGGUGUCCUUCCAGUCAAGACUAUAGACGAGCUGAUUGCAUACAAGGGAGCUACCAUCCCCAUCGUGUUGAAGGACGAACCCCUACUUCUCAAAGUGCUUCCCGGCGGCAAGGGACUCAUGGCAGGCAUUCCGAUGACAGCAGGCGGAAUCUCGCAUGGAAUUCGUGGCCUCAGCGAAGCAGCUGGGCUUCCGGGUGGAAGCAUGGGAUGCUUCCGUCGGGACACGGGCAACGAUUUUGGGAUCAAACUGGGCAAAGAUGUUGGUGCAAUGAUCUUGGCCCAUCGCGAGCAGAACACGACCUUCAACGGUUUCUACGAUCGCAACACUGCAAAUUUCCCGCUCGUGGGUACGCGCCUCAACGAGUUUGAUUCCUUCAAUGCGCCCGAGACAAAGGCAUCGCUCAAGUUGCAUGAAUACACAUCCGCUGCGGUUGCGGCACUCGUCAAUCGCAAACACUUCAGAGCUAUACUUGUAUCCCAGCAGGGCACACCGAAUGAGGCAGCGGGUGUUGCACCCCCAGAGCCGCUGGCAGUACUCACAGAAGCCGAAAUCACAGAGGCAGAGAACAUCCCUGAGUUCAUUGCUGUUUGUGCAGAAAUGAGCCACGCAUGGGAGGAUCUAGCCAACUGCUUUGCGGUCAAGCACAAGGAGUCCAUCAAGCCAUACAAGCCUUGUCUUGAAAACAUUUCGAAGCUGGAGCGGCACAAGAACAUCCCUGAGCUCAUUGCUGUUCGUGCGGAAAUGAGCCACGCAUGGGAGGAUCUAGCCAACUGCUUCGCGGUCGAGCGCAAGGAGUCCAUCGAGCCGUACAAGCCUUGUCGUGAAAACAUUUCGAAGCUGGAGCGGCACAAGGUCAUCAACCCCAAUGUGGACGUGGUAAAGGCUCGCUACAUUGCACUUUGCAAGCAAAAUGAAAAGAUGCAGCGGGCAAUCCGCAGGAAGGCAACAACGGCAAAGCGUCGUCAGCACAAUGCUGCAAAAUUUCAAGAGGGACGGGCAGCCGACACGAUGGAGGCAAGGUUCGCAAGCUUGGAUGCACUCAAGACGCAACAAUCAGCCGUGUUGCAGGCCGCAUGUAAUUUCACAGCAGGUGCCGUGGCGCCCACAGAAUCGUCUUCUCACAUGCAGAUUCCGCCACCACCCAUCAACGCGGCCUCGGCGGGAGAGUGGGCAGCUUGGUUGAAAAACAUCAACGACAGCUUCCCUGUGAUAGCAGAACCAGAAGGCGAGUGUGCGGAUGAAUGGGAAGCAGAAGAGGACGGCGCAUUACAGCUAACUCAAUUGUCCGACAUUCUCCGACGAGACGAUGCUGCACGAGGAGUACAGCAGAAGCCCAAACCAAAGAGUAAAAAAGUGCAUCCCACAGCCAGCGCAAAGGGCAAGGCAGCAGCAUCCGCAGAGGAUGCCGGUGACGAUACCGACUUGCCUUUUCUCACUGACUCGGAGAUGAUCGUCAUGGAUGAUGAGCCAGAGGCUGAGGUUCUUCAGAUCGGAUGCGAUGACAUGCGCAUCGCGCUGGCCCGUUACAUCUUGGCCCCAAUUGCCCGUGAGCGAGAGUGGCAAAACUGGUACGAUCAUUGCGGCCAACAGUGGAUGUGCCCUCUCUGUGCUCGAGCAGCGGAGCGUCAUCCAAGUCUUGUGGUUACCACCGUGAUCACUCGCGGCCAUCUUGAGCGUCAUCUCGCUCUCCACACCCCUUGGUACGAGCUUGAACUGGAGAUGCUCACAACGGACGAACACACGUUCAAGUGUCCGUCGGCCAAUUGCUCAUUCAGCGCGAGCACCAUUCAUCUUGUCCGCAAACACUGCGUGUUAGGAUCAUGCACAGACAAAGUUCGAUACAGACAACUUGCGCUCGAGCAUAACAUAGCCAGUCGCGCGGCUCAACACCGACACCAAGGCGCGCCCACAGAGACAGAGGCUGAAAUUGAGGAAAAGUACCGGCGAGCUGCACGACUCGCCCGCCCCUACAAGCACGCAGUGUCCGAUGAUUCACACCUGCAGUGGAGUUAUAACGACCAAGUGCUUUUGUUCUAUCAACUCGUUGCACGCAUGGAUGCCGCAUCCUUGGCUCAGUUGAUGCUCUCCACAUCACUCGAGACUGUAGACCCUCAGACGGCAGCACGUUUGGAGUCUGACCUAUCUGCGUGGAUUGCCAGUGUCGUCGACCUCGCACAUUCACCUUUAUUAUCUGAUGUUCCGGUGCCAAAUCCCACCAAUGAACGGCCAUAA
This is a messenger RNA of Fibroporia radiculosa, 3453 nucleotides long. RefSeq lists its product as uncharacterized. The record is from RefSeq and is a predicted model, not a curated record. Bases 1 to 3453 code for a protein of 1150 amino acids. The transcript is spliced from 18 exons. NCBI's taxonomy places the organism in Eukaryota, Fungi, Basidiomycota, Agaricomycetes, Polyporales, Fibroporiaceae.